Symbiodinium necroappetens is the source of this 2061-nucleotide messenger RNA. The record is from the annotation of a GenBank genome assembly. Lineage: Eukaryota; Dinophyceae; Suessiales; Symbiodiniaceae.
AUGGAGCGUCAGAGAAUCGACGUCCUCGCGCGGCAGAUCCAAGCAGGCUUCACGGAGGAGUCUGCAGUUCGGCAGUCCCUGGAGGGGCGCAGGUUCCUGACGCCAAAGAUUGUCGCUCUCCUCGUUGCCUGUGCCGGCGAGGAGAAUGUGUUUACUGCAGGUGCAGAGUUGGAAAAGCAUUCGCAGGACCACUCUCAUCAUCUUCCGUCCCCACCAGAGAUGGUGAUCUAUGCCAGGUCGACGGAGAUGAUCAGCGGUAUCAUGCGCAUCUGCAACAGCCACCGAGUCCCGGUAACGCCCUGUGGGGCGAGGACAGGUCUCGAGGGUGGUAGCAUCCCUGUGGGCGGCGGGGUCUCUUUGGACCUGUCCAAGAUGAAUCAAGUCCUGAAGCUGUACAAGGACGAGCUUCAAGUUCAUGUGCAGGCGGGGAUCAAGAAGGAGGCGCUGAACGACUACCUGGAAAGCGAAGGUCUCUUCUUCCAGGUGGAUCCGGCCUCGAACCCCUCCCUGGGAGGCAUGGCCGCCACGGGAUCUUCCGGCACCCUGUGCUGCAAGUACGGCACCAUGAAAGAGAACGUGAUCUCACUGACAGUCGUUUUGGCCGAUGGCACGGUGGUCACGACAAGGCGGCGGACCCGCAAGAACUCCACUGGCUACGACCUGACGCACCUCUGCAUGGGCCAGGAAGGCACUCUCGCAGUCAUUGCCGAGCUCGUUGUGAAAGUCACUCCCCAGCCCAGCGGCGAAAGCAGCCUGCGCGUCAGCUUCGAUUCGCUGCAGGCGUGCUCGCGGGCUGUGGUGAAGCUGAAACAGGCGCAGCUGAGCCUCUCCCGCGUAGAGCUGCUCAAUACACAGAGCAUACUCUCGUUGAAUGACAGCCAGAAGAAUCGCGCCAACCCGAUACAGUUGGAGCCAGUGCCCACGCUCUUCCUCCAGGUCCACGCCACCUCGGCAGCUCUGGCUGCGCAGGAGCUCGACUCUGCCAAGGCCAUCGCAGAAACCGAAGGUGGCCGAUCUUUCGUCCUUGCGAUCGCAAAGGAGGAGCAGCAACAGCUGUGGGAUCUCAGGCGAGGUGCCUACUACGCUUGCCAGUCAAAUCGAAAGCACCUGGUGGCCAGGGGCGCGACAGACGUGCGGAUGCUUAGCACAGACGUUUGCGUGCCGUUGAGCGACUUCCCGGCGCUGAUCGAGGAGACGGAGGAAGACUACAAAGCCACGGCCGAGGAGACGGGCAUCAGGUUCCUGUGCAACAUAUUUGGCCACGCUGCGGAUGGCAACUUCCACUGUUGUGUCAUGUUUGACCACGGGAACGCCAAGGAGGUGGAGGUCCUGCAUCAGUUGGACAGGCGGAUGUGGGCGCGGGCCCUUGCGCACGGUGGUGUCGUCAGCGGCGAGCAUGGCGCAGGCAUGGGCAAAGUUUCAGCACUCUCAGAGGAGUGGGGCACCGACGCGAUUGGUGUGAUGUGGUUUGCUGAGAAGCACCGAGUUUGGGUCUGGGGAGCGGGGAAAGAACCGGAGAAGCCCCGACUCCGACGAUACGGCCGUGCCAUUUUCCAUCAGUUGAUUGCUGCAUGCCAGCAUCCUUCCAUGGAGCAUGGAGGAUGUCCUUGGGCAUUGGGUUUGGGUAGAUGGUUCAAAGAGAGAGUUCAAUAUGACAAUCUCAAUGCACGACCCCUCGGUACCCAGACCCCCGUUCCCGCUCUAAAGCAGAUCAGUUUCCGCAGCGUGGUAUUUCACUGCCGAAGGAUAUCUUUCAGAAGCGACUGCGGGCUCAGGGAACUCACAGGGUCUCAGAGUCUCAGGUUCAGGACUGGGGAUAUAGUGUCGGCUGAGUGCAGAGUCCAGGCCCAGGCUUCUGCAGUGCGAGGCGCUUCCAUGCUCAGGGUCACGUGUGGCCAAAUGGACCUUUCGGAACGCAGGGCCAGGUCUGUACAGAGGGCAGUGGUGCAAAGCUUCCAUUGCAAACCUGUGAGCUUCUUUCAGCAUGACGCGGGGUCUCGGAAUCUGAGUGUCACAUCGCUCAGAAAGGAACAUGGUAGUGGUAAGUCUGGUUUCACCUAG